Molecule: messenger RNA, 2061 nt
Organism: Chanos chanos (milkfish)
Lineage: Eukaryota; Metazoa; Chordata; Actinopteri; Gonorynchiformes; Chanidae
Product: endothelial zinc finger protein induced by tumor necrosis factor alpha-like
Exons: 2
Coding region: 1-2061 (686 amino acids)
Biological process (GO): regulation of transcription by RNA polymerase II
Cellular component (GO): nucleus
Molecular function (GO): DNA-binding transcription factor activity, RNA polymerase II-specific
Source: RefSeq, a predicted model, not a curated record
AUGCAUGCCAUGCAAAAGAGCAGAGAAAGAUCCACGUCCAGCAGAAGGCAGUGGAAGCAGGGUCUCAUUCAGUGUAAAGAGUGUUCGGUGACCGUCACAUGCAAAUCUCAAAUGGCAAGGCACAUGCUCACACACACCGGUGAGAAGCCAUUCAGAUGCAGAGAGUGCAGCAAACACUACACCAGCAGCACCAACUUGCGCAUUCACCAGCUCAGCCACAGCGGGAAAAAGGACUUCAUCUGUAACGAGUGCGGGCAGAUGUUUACUCACCUUCCUUACCUUAAACGUCAUCUCCUCAUGCAUUCUGGGAAAAAACAGCAUGUUUGCGAUCGUUGCGGUAAGAGCUUCUAUCAGAAGUUUCAUCUUAAUCGUCAUAUGAUGCUGCACACAGGAGAAACGCCCUACGAGUGUAAACUGUGUGGAAAGGCUUUCGGUCGCUCUGACAAUCUGGGUUUUCACAUUAGGAACAUGCACCCAUCACAGAGUGAAGGAGAACAGUUUCUUAAAAAGAGACCUUUCAGAUGCGCAGCAUGCGACAAAGACUUUCACAGUAACUCUGCCCUGGAGAAUCACUUGCGAACACACACAGCUUCUCUCAUGGACUGCAGCCAUGCACAUUGUGGAGACAACAGGGAUCAAGACUCAAACUGGGUUCAGGCAUCCACACAGACUAGAACCUCACAGAAGCAACAGAAAAGACUAAAACAAGCUGAGAGGAAUCUAAAGAGUGGGAGCCCAGUCCAGAGUGCAGAGAGUGGAUCUGAAGAGGACAGAUCCAAAGAAUCACACAAGUCUCCCAGAACAAAAACUCACAGUUACAUGAGCCCUCUUGAGAGUGAUUCUGAUUUAGAAACCAGAUCCUCUGAGAAACCGGACGACGGGGUCCAUGCUAAGCCGAGUAGGAGCCAAACAAAGAGGCAAAAAAGGCACAAGAGUAAGCACGUUCAGAACAAGACCAAGGAACACAAAAGUACUGAAUCAGACUCUGAGAACAGACAAAACACUAAGAGUCCUAACCAUAACGAUUUGAAUGCCAAUGACUUAGAAAACACAGUUGACAAACUGAGAGAGAAGAUUCCGGUGAAGGAACUGGUGGAAAGAGGAUUUAAGACACAGGAUGCUGAGUAUGGUACAGAGUCGGAUUGCCUGGAGCACAUGACAAAACAAAGCGCAUCCCAUGAUGAUGGGUUGUCUGUAGAUGGUAAAGAAGUAUUUGAGGGUCAAGCAAAACAACACAAUAAAAAAACUAAGACACAAGACAAGCCAGUAUCUCAGGACUUUUCGAGAGAACCUGAGAACAUCAAGGACACAUCCAGACCUGCUAAACUCUGUCGCAAUCAGGAUCCCGUUCACUCGCAGGUAUGUGGGAUAAAAUCUCAAAUGGCAGUGCAAACUCUCAAACACAGUGGCAAGAAGCCGUUUGAGUGUGAAGAAUGCGGCAAACACUACACCAGCAGUUCCAACUUGCGUAUUCAUCAGCUCAGCCACAGUGGGAAAAAGGACUUCAUCUGUAAUGAGUGCGGGCAGAUGUUUACUCACCUUCCUUACCUUAAACGUCAUCUCCUCAAACACUCAGGGAGAAGGGAACACACUUGUGAUCAUUGUGGCAGAAGUUUCUAUCAGAAGUACCAUCUUUCUCGUCACAUGUUGCUGCACACGGGGGAAACGCCUUACAAGUGCAACACCUGCGGUAUGACUUUCAAUCGUUCUGACAACCUGGGUCUGCACAUGCGUAGUACUCACCUGUCACGAAACGAGAGAGAACAACUCCUUCAAGAAAAACUAUUCAAAUGCAUGGCAUGCGACAAAAUCUUUGUGAGUAACAGUCAUCUGGAGGUUCACAUGCGAACGCACACCGGAGAGAGACCGUACACCUGCAAUUUGUGCGAACGCAGUUUUGCACAGACCAGCCAACUUAACUCACAUAUCCGGUCUCACUUUGGAGAAAAACCCCACAUCUGUGAUGUUUGUCAUAAAAAAUUCUCACGGAAAACCUACCUGAGAGCGCAUAGUGAUAGAGUGCAUGGGAAGACUAAUGAAAGUCCAAUAGUAACAUUUUAG